AUGUUGUCUUCUGGGUUUGUGGGGCUCCUGAUUCUACUGUGCGCUGUCGUUUUGGCGCUCUCGUUGAUUUACAUAUGGUCGUUUUGUUACUUGGCGAAGUACCGGGGCGGAGGCGACGGCGGCGAGGCGGCGGCGGCGGAGGCGGCGAAGGGUGGUCGAGAAAUGGGGCUGUCGGCGGCGCAACUGGAGAGGCUUCCGAGAAUCAGAGGGGAUGGUUUGGCGGUGGGGAAUGAUUGUGCGGUGUGUUUGGAUGGAAUCGAGAGGGAUCAGGUGGCUCGGAUGAUUCCCGGGUGUAAGCAUGUAUUCCAUCUGCGAUGCGCCGACACGUGGCUGGCUUUGCACUCGGCUUGCCCGCUUUGCAGAAGUAAGAUUAGGCCGGAGCUUCUUGACCCGCCCGAAGAUAGCCCGUGUUGA
Molecule: messenger RNA, 414 nt
Organism: Ipomoea triloba (trilobed morning glory)
Lineage: Eukaryota; Viridiplantae; Streptophyta; Magnoliopsida; Solanales; Convolvulaceae
Product: E3 ubiquitin-protein ligase ATL23-like
Exons: 1
Coding region: 1-414 (137 amino acids)
Source: RefSeq, a predicted model, not a curated record